AUGGAAGACAACCAUGAAUUACGCGAUCUUGAAGUUCCUUCUCCCGGGCAUGACCUUGAGCACCUUCUUGGAAACGGCGACGAAGAGUCUCCUCCCAUUGCUGACCAUAGCUCUGCCUCCGCAAUAGCACCACCAGACAAGCCUCCAACCGCGCGGGUGCAACCGCCAAGCCGGCGUCAGCGCCUGCGCUCAAACUGGCAUUCGAUAGCUUGGAAGGUGGAGAUUCUUAGCUGGAUUGCCAGUGCCUGCUGCUUUGUUGCCCUUGUUAUUACCCUGAGAGUGUUUGAUGUCGGCGAGUUCUUCUUGGAGAUAUCCUUUGGUUCUGGAAUUGGACAGCUAAAGUGGCUAAAUGCGCUGCAAAGGACACCCUUGGCUGACUUUCACGUCAUUGACGAGGCCAGCAGAGGGGCUUGGGGGAGCGCAGUGCUCAUUGCUAGUCGCAGAGGCGGUUUGAUAGCUUCUCUGGGUGCUUUUAUCACCAUAGCUGCUCUGGGCAUCGGCACCUUCGUUCAACAGGCCUUGAACUACGAUACCAUCUACCCGGCCUCUGGAAAUGCACUGAUUCCUAUUGCACAAUAUAUGAAUGGUGUCGGUACGGCGCCCGUUGGCAAUGGAGGGACCACAGCUAAUGUCGAUUCCGUGCUCACUUCAGCCCCUUACCUGGCCUUCUUUAACCCUCCGAGUACCAACUUCACCGCAACGGCACACUGCAGCACUGGCAAUUGCACAUGGAGCUCUUAUCAGUCGUUGGGGUUCUGCAAUACCUGCAAAAAUUUGUCGCGGAAACUCAAAAGAGAUAAAAUACGCAUCAUACCUCAUAACCUUACUGACGAGGCUUACGACACAAAUGUAUACACUUUGCCGAAUGGUUUUGGACUGACUGGCAUCCAGACAGGGCAAAUGAAUAACCAAGUCGAUUCAUCCAUCACAAACGGCGUACUCAACGUAUCCACCACCAUUACACCGGAUGACUGGAGCUCCGUCGCGUUUCCACACAAUGGGUCAGUGUUGAUAAGCGUUUUCGCUGUUGCUGCUGCUCCUGGCACAAUCCCCGAGCAGCCAGACCAGACCAGAGUGCCAUCCGAAAAGAUGACGGGAGGGAUAUAUGCGGCCCCAGUAGCCUUUGAGUGCAUGUUGCAAUUUUGCGUUCGCAACAUGAGUGCCGUCUUUGCUAACGGUACAUUACACGAGACGGUCGUUUCGGUCUGGACAAACGAAACACAAGGCAUUGUUCCCGAAAAUGAGCAUUACAUUCUGCGUCCACCUCAUGCAGGCGAAUUCCGUGUCUUGGCCAUUUCAAAGGUCGCGACCGGCCUGUGGCUCAAUUCCCUACUUAGUGGAAGUGCACAUUCAAGCCUGAUCGACUCACUCGAAUCUUCCGCUUCUUCGGAUCUAGCUCAAAUAAUGAGAACGGCGAUGAACAGCUCAGAGAUGGGAUUUACAGACUUGAUGGACAAUCUGGCCAAUAGUCUAUCCCUCAGCCUUCGGAGUGCAUCGUACCAGCCAUCACCUAUACAUGGUAAAGCUUUUGCUCCAGUUAGCCACGCCGUUGUGACGUGGGAAUGGCUCAUUCUACCUGCAUUCGAAUUGGUGGCCUCUCUGGUAUUUUUGGUAAUAGUAAUGAUGAAAACGAGAAAGGCGGGUCUGGUACCGUGGACUAACAAUAUAUUGGCCGUCUUCUUUCACGGGUUUGAUCAACGACCUAUGAUGCCUGGCAUUGAUGAGGGUGAAACGGCCAUGGAAAAGGAAGCUCACGGAUUGCUUGUACAAUUUCAAGCAAGAGAAGAGGGCGGCAGGUUAAUCACUGUGAAUAGAUAG
Molecule: messenger RNA, 1818 nt
Organism: Trichoderma virens Gv29-8
Lineage: Eukaryota; Fungi; Ascomycota; Sordariomycetes; Hypocreales; Hypocreaceae
Exons: 3
Coding region: 1-1818 (605 amino acids)
Source: RefSeq, a predicted model, not a curated record